AUGGACAGAGAUACUGUUGAUGUCAAACUUGAAGUCAAUGACGACCAAGGAUCGGUUACAAAUUUUGUGUCUACAAAUAUCAUCAGUCAUGAUUCUGUCGUGAUUUGUGGUAAAUGCGAAAAACAAAUGUUGUAUCAGGAGUAUGAUUCUAAACACCGUCAGAUUCAUUAUGGCCUCUGUUGGAUUGUAGGAGUAGAAGAUGAAAUUGAUUUCACUGAUACAUCUACAACUCAAGCAAUAUUAAAGAAAACUAUUAACAAAUCUAAAGCCAAGUCAACAUUUAUAUGUGAAUGGUGCGAUUCUGUUAAAAAGACUAUUUCUGGGUUUGCCAAUCAUCUAAAAAAAUGUAAACAAAAUUCAAUGUUGAGUGUAAAUGAUAAAGUUCUGAACAAGUCUGAUGUAAAUGUUAGUACAUCAACUAUUAAUCACGAUAAUGACACUAUGGUGUCAUGCGGUCGCUGCGGAGAAAGUAUGAUAUAUGAGGAAUACAAAAAUAAACAUAUCCAUACUCACUACAAUUUAUGUUGGUUAGAAGGAGAAGAAAAAUUAGAUUAUUUAAAUGAGAACAGAAUGGUUGUUUUACUCCGUGAAAUUUUACCAAACACUACUGUUAAAAAAAAAUAUAUAUGUGAAUGGUGUAAAGAUUUGCAAAAAACUGUGUUAGGCUUUGCUUCUCAUGUGAAAAAAUGUGCCAUAGAACAAAAGCUUGUACUUCAACAUCCUAAUGAGACUGAUUUGCCGCAGCCUACAGAGGAAGAAAUCAGUGAAAACAAUUCAAUGGUAACUUGUGGUAGUUGUAAUAAAAGUAUGAUGUUCAAGGAGUAUGAAGAUACACAUUGUGCAACACAUUACAAUUUAUGUUGGAAAAUUGGUGAUGAAAAACCGGAUUUUGAUGAUGAGAACGCGAUACAAUAUUUAUUACGACAACAUUUACCAAAAUAUGCCGCACGCCAAAAACAAGUUAAAUUUGUUUGUGAAUGGUGUCAGAAUGAAAAAAAAAGUGUAGUUGGUUUUGCUAGCCAUGUAAAACGAUGUCAAUCUAGACCGGAUAAACAGGGACUGCACAACAAAAUAGAAAACGGACUUGAUAUAAUUAAAAAAUCUGAAAUAAAAAUUAUAGAAAAAAGUGACGAUUCAAUGGUGACUUGUGGCCGCUGUAAAAAAGAAAUGACUUUUAAUGAAUAUCGUACCAAGCACUAUUCCAAACAUUUUAAUUUAUGUUGGAUUGAUGGUGAAGAAAUACUUGAUUUAGGAAAUUAUGAUACCGUAUUAAAUAAAUUAAGACAAUUCAUACCUUUUAAAGUUGUACGUAAACGUGGAGUAAAGUUGUGUUGUGAAGAUUGUAAAACUAUUAAAAGAAGUCUUUCAGGGUUUGCGAGCCAUGUAAUAUUUUGUAAUAAAACUCCUGAUGACAUUACACAUUUGUUAUGCGGGUGUGAAGACUGUGGAAAUAAAGUUAAACCAUCGUCAUUAAUAACUCACAAACUGAAAACUUGUAGAGGUGUGAAUAACAUAGAAAAUAGUAAUAACAUCAAUGACAAUUCUAAAGACCUUUACAAAAUGCGCCGGAAAAGAAGGCCUCCUAACGUGUUAAGUUUUCAUCCAGAUACUAAAUAUAUUACUGAAUAUCAUUAUCUACCAUCUAUUCAACAAUCUUGCAAGAUAUUUAGUUCAAAUGAUGAACAAAUUUGUGUUGAUCUUUUUAAGUCUGUUUAUGUCAAUGGUAUGCAUUGGCUGUUUACUGGUGGUCCUAAUUGGGCUAUGUCAUGGUGUCCUGUUCCAAAGGAAGUUCAAACACAGUAUUUGGCAAUAUCAUGUCAUCCUAAACCUGAUCUGGAGCAUAAAGAGAUGGAAAUUUAUCAAUAUCCGUCUCUUGUGCAGUUAUGGAGAUUCGAUUCAUUGACAAAUAUUAUCGAUGAAUCCGCCUUUUGUACGCCACAUAUGUCUAUAUGGUCUGGCUCAUGA
This is a messenger RNA of Macrosiphum euphorbiae (potato aphid), 1965 nucleotides long. Lineage: Eukaryota; Metazoa; Arthropoda; Insecta; Hemiptera; Aphididae. The record is from the annotation of a GenBank genome assembly.